AUGAUAUCCCCGCAACCGACGAUGCAGCAGCACCAACCGCAGUCGCUCCCGCCGCCGUUGCCGCCGCCGCCGUCCGCGGUGCCCAACGGCAUGCAUGGGCAAUCCCCGUCGCCUUCAAUGAGGCAUCAGCACAUGGCCGCCCCACGGUCGUCGACUUCGUCAAUCUCGAGCAGCAGGCUCACCCUCCCGGACAGGAACGUGACGGCGGACACCAUUGAGGAUGCCUACACCCACUUCGUCAUGUCCUGCAACCCGGCCGUCCCGCCCGACACGGACACGGCGGCGCUGCGGGAAGCUUUCCGGGUCCCGCCCAAGAGCGGCGGCAAGAGCUUCAGCACUUUCACCCUUUUCGAGCUCAUCAAGCAGUUGGAGACCAAGGAGAUCAAGACGUGGGCAGAGUUGGCUCUCAAGUUGGGCGUCGAACCCCCUGAUCAGGAUAAGGGUCAGAGUUCUCAAAAGAUUCAGCAGUAUGCCGUCCGGCUCAAGCGCUGGAUGCAUUCUAUGCAUGUGGAUGCCUUCUUUGAGUAUCUGAUGGAUCACCCUCACCCUUACUGGACAGAGAUCCCAAAUGACCCAACGCCCGUGUGUGAAGCGGGAAGGGAUGGUGUGCUAGCAGAAGACGACAUGGCUCUCCGAGCACUUUUACCACAGAUUCGGCCCAGGCGGGGGAGGAAAAGGCCAGAGGACGACGAAUUCGCAAAGUCCCCUUCACAACGAGCGAGAUUGGACUCACCGCCGACGGGGACGGCCUACACCGCCGCCCGGCCAGAGACUCUGGGUCCGUGGUCCGCUCAUCCCGAUGGACGCGCUACGUUCGGCUGCUCUGAUCAUUUGAAGUUGAGCGCCAACACGGGAUCAGUGACGGGCUGGCCUCCGGCCCCUGACACAGCGCAGACGCCGCUCACGGCGUAUCCACAGGGCCCGAUGUCUGCGCUCACGCCGUCAACGCGCAACAGCGGGUUCUGGGGUGAUGCGGAACCAAGGUCGGCUAUUACUCCCUCACGACCAAAGGCAUCUCACCGGCGACACGGUGCCAAAGUCGUUUCCUCUGCGUGGAGGAGUGGCGGACCAGGAGGCAGCGGCAAGACUCGGGGGAGACCGCCUAUGAACAAAACGAAUGUCGAUGGGCCAUUUGUGGCUUUCCCCGCCGAAGGACCGGCGUACAAGCGGCCAAGUCCCGAUACCAAGAUUGAGUCGGGCCCGAUUACACCCCCGGCGCCAAUACCCCAGACCGCACCGGUACCACCAGUCGCAGUCACGGAAUUACCUACACCGCCGCAUAUACCGCGGCCGGCCAAGCCGAGUAUCUCACUACAGGUUCCGGAACGUCAAGGAGGAUCCGUUCGUCUCGCGACGCCGCCGCCUCCACCGAUCGUGAUCGUCAACGGAGAACCCCCGGGCGAAGUACCCGACAUAAUAAACUCGACAGCCACAGCACCACCAUUGGAGUUCCCGCCCGGUCACAACGUGCCCCUCCCCCCUGGUGCCAUACCACCAGUAGACCUGAAAGCGCAGACCGUCCUGCCGGUUGACCCGCCGCCCGCCGCGAAAGGCAGCGGCAUACCACCACAACCCAACGACAUCCCCAUCGGCAUGUUCGAGAACAUGAAGGACCGGACCAACAUCGACGCCGUCCUGGGUUAUUUCGCGCACGAGGCGGCCAACGGCGACUGGGUCGACGCGGACAACAACCCUAUCGAGAACUGCAGCAUCGCCGAGGCCUACGCGCUCGUGCACACCACUGUAGAAAGGAUGUGGCAGACGGCGCCGAACCAGGACGCCUUUUUGAUUAAUCUCGCGGCGCUGGCGGGCGGCAGGGCGCUCAUGACGACGAGCAAGCUGCGGGUGAAGCGGGAGGAGGAGUAUGAGGACCGCGCGACGUACAGCUGCAGCUGGGAGUUCCGGCUGGGGACGAUACGGGGCAACUACAACAUGGUGCAGACGGUCAUGUACAACCGGUGGCGGCGGCCCGAGGAGAAGCUGGAGAAGCCGAAUAUGAAGGGCACGGGCGGCGCCGAGUCGGAGUGGGAGAGGAAGUAUCGGGACCUGCUGGCGCUGUCGGAGAAGAGGGAUAAGGAGAUUCAGGCGAUGCGGGCUGGGCUUACGGCGAAGCUGAAUGAGACGUUUCAGGAUGCCAAGGAUCUUGAGAACAAGAUGCUCAUCAAGGAGUCUUACGUAGACGUGCCGACCAAGGCCGACGGCAAGGAUGGUUCCAUGAGAAUCUUCCUCUUCCACCCUUCCAUUCCAGGCUAUCCCCAGGCCAAGUUUCCAGGCGUCUGCCUCUUCUCUGAAAUCUACCAAGUGACCGGCCCCGUCGCCCGCUUCGCCCGCCAGAUCGCAGGACAGGGCUACAUCGUCGCCGCGCCCUCGUCCUACCACGACUUCACCGGCCCAGAGGCCCUGGCCUACGAUGUUCCCGGCACCGACAAGGGCAACGCCUGGAAGGUUGAAAAGACCCUCGCGUCCUACGACGAAGACUCCCGCCGCACCGUAGACCACCUCCUCACCCUCCCAACCUGCACCGGCAAAAUCGGCAGCACGGGAAUGUGCCUAGGCGGCCACCUCGCCGUCAGAGCCUCCCUCGACCCCCGAAUCACCUCCUGCGUAGCCUACUUCGCAACAGACAUCCACACCCGCACCCUAGGCCCCCACACCUCCGCAAACUCCUCCCCGACAGCCCCCGAAAACAGCACCCACACCCUAGACCUCUUCGCCACGAACCUCACCCACGCAGAGGUGGCCAUGAUCUUCGGCGUGAAAGACACCCACGUCCCCGCGGAAGGCCGCGACCUCAUCCGCGCCAAGCUCCGCGAGGCGGGCGUCACGACGAGCUUCUACGAGUUCGCGUGGGCCCAGCACGCCUUUAUCCGCGACGAGCUGAGCAAGGGACGGUAUGACCCCGCUAUUACAAAGGUCUGCUUUGAGAUUCUGCUAGAGUUGUUCGGGAGGACGCUCAAGUUGGAUUUGGGUCCGUUGGAGGGCGUUGGCGAGGUUGAGCACGUUUGCUAG
Messenger RNA from Colletotrichum lupini, 3009 nucleotides. RefSeq names its product ARS binding protein 2. NCBI's taxonomy places the organism in Eukaryota, Fungi, Ascomycota, Sordariomycetes, Glomerellales, Glomerellaceae. The record is from RefSeq and is a predicted model, not a curated record. Bases 1 to 3009 code for a protein of 1002 amino acids. The transcript is spliced from 8 exons. Gene Ontology annotation, molecular function: DNA replication origin binding; hydrolase activity.